Aspergillus puulaauensis is the source of this 945-nucleotide messenger RNA. Its product is annotated as SDR family NAD(P)-dependent oxidoreductase. Lineage: Eukaryota; Fungi; Ascomycota; Eurotiomycetes; Eurotiales; Aspergillaceae. The transcript has 2 exons. The coding region runs from base 1 to 945 and encodes 314 amino acids. Gene Ontology annotation, molecular function: oxidoreductase activity. The record is from RefSeq and is a predicted model, not a curated record.
AUGGCCUCAACCGCCCGCCAACGCCUCCAGGCUAUCAGCCAGCAGCUAGUCGAGGGCAUACCCGACGCAGGCACCUUCGAGGACAUCCCCAAGAUCCGCCAGGUCGCAGGCGACUCAGUCGGACCCCGAGUAAAAGACAAAGUCGCCAUUAUAACCGGAACAAACUCCCCACUCGGAAUCGGGCGCGCAACAGCACACCAAUACGCCCACAACGGCGCCAAAGCCGUCUACCUAUGCGACUACGUCUCGCAGCACCUCGAGACACACGCGCGGGAGCUCAAAUUGCUAUACCCAGGCGUCGACAUCCACACGCGCGCCUUCGACGCCGCAAACGAAGCGGAGCUGACCGCCGUGAUUGAGCACGCGGUCUCCACAUACGGCCGGCUGGACAUAUUCUUCGCGAAUGCGGGGGUUUCAGGCUCGAAUAGGCCGUUCUAUGAUGUCAAGGGUGAAGAGUUCGGAGAGACGCUGAGGAUUAACACCGUGGGUGUGUUUUUGGGCGCGAAGCAUGCUAGUAAAGCCAUGUUGAAGACGAGUAAGGAUAAGCCGUAUCCCGGUGGGAGUAUAAUAUGUACUGCGUCGGUGGCUGGGUUGCGAUCGAAUGCGGGUGCGACGGAUUACAGCGCCAGUAAGGCGGCUGUUGUAUCGAUUGCGCAGACUGUGGCGUACCAGUUGGCUGGGACGGGGAUCAGGAUUAAUGCGCUUUGCCCUGGGGUUGUGGAGACGGGGAUGACGGCUCCGAUGUAUGAGGCGGCGAGGGCGAGGGGGACGGAGAAGAAGAUUGGGCAGUUGAAUCCGUUGCGUCGCGGGGCUGUGGCGGAUGAGAUUGCGAGGGUUGCACUGUUCCUUGGAAGUGAUGAGAGCAGUUAUGUGAACGGACAGGCAUGGGCAGUUUGUGGUGGGUUGAGUGCUGGACAUCCCUUUGUGCCUGGGAAGAUAGCAUGA